This is a messenger RNA of Hyaloscypha bicolor E, 1584 nucleotides long. RefSeq names its product glycoside hydrolase family 43 protein. The record is from RefSeq and is a predicted model, not a curated record. Gene Ontology annotation, molecular function: hydrolase activity, hydrolyzing O-glycosyl compounds. Gene Ontology annotation, biological process: carbohydrate metabolic process. The transcript is spliced from 2 exons. The coding region runs from base 1 to 1584 and encodes 527 amino acids. Lineage: Eukaryota; Fungi; Ascomycota; Leotiomycetes; Helotiales; Hyaloscyphaceae.
AUGCGGAGAAGACAAGUGCUUCCAUUUCAGUCUCAUAUUCCGCUGUCAGUCAACUCUAUCCAUUACCAAUUCGAUACUGAUGGAAAUGCCAUUGAUCUUACAUCUGCGAAGAUCGACCACCUUGGAGGUACCUAUGUUUGGUACGGACUUCCAUUUGGCUGUGGGCAAGCUUUCUGUGGAAUUACUUCCUACUCCUCAUCAGACCUACAGACCUGGCACUUCAAUGGCUUUCUCUUUGACCCCAAUGACACAGUAAUUCAAACUCUCUGCUCGGCACCGCUUUCGGGCAACUGUGGCCGCCCUCACAUUGUUUACAGCAAGCAGAACAAUAACUACGUUCUAUGGGUGAACCAGGCUUCUCCGGGAUAUCUUCUCUUCACAAGCAACAACCCAACCAGCGGCUACACUAUGCUGCAAGACAGAGCGUUGGUUGGCUUCCAACCUCCAGGCCCUUUCCAAGCUGGUGAUUUCAGCGUUCAAAUAAUCAACGGGACAGGCUAUCUAGCCUACUCCUUGAUCGAUUUCACAACCACUGGAGCCUCGAUAUGGCCUCCCUUCAACCAGUCCAUCUACUUUCAAGAACUCACGCCUACAAUGCUCAACACAACAGGCAGCGUAUCACAUGUCGUGAGCGCCGCCCUAGAUCUCGUUGACUUUGAAGCCGAAUCGCCAGAUAUCUUCCAACGCGGCGACUAUUUCUACAUUUCCGCCUCGAACACCUGCGGUUUCUGCACCGGCACCCUCCUCAUCAUCUACCGCUCCAAAAGCAUAGCCGGACCAUGGAAACGACAAAUUAUCAGCGCAGACACAUGCGGCGGGCAAAGCACUGGAGUGCUGUCUCUCCCAUCCCCAUCCGGAGGCCCAACAUCCUAUCUCCACAUCGCCGACCUUGUCAACAGCGCACCUCUAUCAGGGACCCGUAACGCAGCUCACGGGCAUCAACUCCAACUGCUCUCCUUCAACCACGACGGAACAAUCAACGACCUAAACUGUUCACCCACACAAACCUUCACCGUCUCCCUCCGCCCCGGCUCCAACGUCUCCUCAACGGGCCUAGUAACAACCGCCACGGACACCUCAGGAGAACUCGCCUCCUGGACACCGACCUGCAACCUGCCAACCUCCCAACUCUACCAAACCUGGGCCUCCUCCAAAACCGGGACCUUGUCAGAAGUAGGCGUCAACGUCGCCGGCGACACUCCCACGGGAAACCUCACCAUCACAAUCUUCCGCUACCAGUCCAACCGCAAUUUCUUCACGCCCCACUACAUCUGGGAGACGCUAACAACAGUCAACAUCCCACCGUCCAGCAUCUCGCAAGCAUUCGCGGUGAUCCGGGUGCCGGUUGGGAAAGCGGUUACAGAAGGGGACCGGCUAGGGUUCGCGUUGGUGAGCUUGAGUGUUACGCCGAUGUGUGUGUUGAUUAAGACUAGUAAGGAUGUGAUGGUUAAUAUGGAGACUGGUACGAGGACGCUGUUUGCGAAUGGGGCGGGGCAGGUGAGUCUUAGGGGGAGGGAUGGGACGAAGCCACCUGUCAAUGUGAUGGCAGGGCAGGAAAUCAAAUGGUAUGCCAUCGUCGUGUAG